ACUAGAGUUUUUGGCGCUAAAAUGGGCUGUCACCUCCAAAUUUAGCGACUACCUCUAUGGUGUAGAAUUCACUGUCGUAACAGAUAGCAACCCCUUGACAUAUAUCCUAACAUCGGCCAAACUUGAUGCCACCAGUUACCGCUGGUUGUCCAGCUUGUCAACUUUCAACUUUAAGCUGCAGUACAGAGCAGGUAGCCAAAAUCAAGAUGCUGAUGGCCUAUCCAGACGGCCGCAUGGUGAGCCUCUUGACGACCUGGUAUCACAAAAGGAGAGAGAAAGAAUUAAACAGUUCACUUUAAACCAUCUCAUGGGGUCAGGAGUUGAGUCAUCUGUUCUCAUGGCAGACACGAUAAAAGCGAUCUGUGAAAGGCAUCAAGUGAUUGGGUCAUCUGAAAAUCCCAGUUCCUCUAACUCCUCACUUACCUUGGUUGAAUCCCUUACUCAGCAUGUGGACGCUCUGCCAAAUGAGUUCCAACAUGAGGAUGAACAUGGUCUUCCAGAUCUUCCACAUCUUUCAGAAACUUCCUUGGCAGAGCUGCAGAGAAAAGAUACAGAAAUGAGAAUUGUUAUUAAAGGAUUGGAGAGUGGAGUGAAACCCUGUAACCUGAGAGACCAACCACCUACCAUGGGUUUGUGGUUAAAAGAGUGGAACCGACUCGAGCUGAGGAGUGGAGUUCUGUAUAGGAGGCGGCAAGAUUGUGGAGCCUCUCGCUAUCAGUUGGCACUGCCCACCACAUUGAGAGACAUGGUGCUACGGAGCCUCCAUGAUGACAUGGGUCAUCUAGGUAUUGACAGGACCCUGGACCUCAUCAGGUCAAGGUUCUUCUGGCCAAAAAUGUCACAGGCAGUGGAAGAAAGGGUCAAAACUUGUGAGCGCUGUGUCCGUAGAAAAACACCCCCAGAGAGAGCAGCUCCUUUGGUAAACAUCCAAACUAGCAGGCCCUUAGAGUUGGUGUGCAUAGAUUUUCUGUCCCUGGAGCCAGAUCAAAGCAACAUCAAAAACAUACUGGUUAUCACGGACCACUUCACGAAGUAUGCCGUUGCAAUACCAACUCGAAAUCAAACUGCCCAAAUCGUUGCUAAGAGCCUGUGGGACCAUUUCUUGGUGCACUAUGGGUUUCCGGAGAAACUACAUAGUGACCAAGGGGCAGACUUUGAGUCGCACACAAUUAAGGAGUUGUGUAAGGUCGCAGGCAUUCACAAGGUGAGGACUACCCCAUACCACCCGAGGGGCAAUCCAGUGGAACGAUUUAAUCGUACACUCCUCCAGAUGCUGGGGACACUGGAAAACGAAAAGAAGUCUCGUUGGAAGGAGUUCGUAAAGCCCUUAGUGCAUGCCUAUAACUGCACCCGCAAUGACACCACGGGGUACACUCCUUAUGAACUCAUGUUUGGGCGACAACCCCGCCUACCUGUUGAUCUGGCUUUUGGAUUGCCAGCAGACACUCCCAUCAAGUCCCACUCUCAAUACGUACGAGAUCUUAAGAAUCGGUUGCGCGAGAGUUACAAGGUGGCUACUAAAAAUGCUGGGAAGGUAGCUGAGCGAAAUAAAAGAAGAUUUGAUAAGCGUGUGGUUGCUUCAACAUUGGAGGAGGGUGACAGAGUUCUUGUAAGGAACGUGCGAUUGAGAGGAAAGCAUAAGCUGGCUGAUAAAUGGGAACAAGAUGUUCAUGUGGUUGUCAGAAAGGUUCGUGAUCUGCCAGUAUAUACUGUCCAAACAGAGAGAAAAGGGGGUCCUCCCCGGACGUUGCACCGAGAUUUAUUGCUGCCUUGUGGGUUUUUGCGGCCAAGCAACUCUGAGGAACAACCAAAGCAGAAAGAAGUUCGAAGACCUCGAACCAGGGCUUCUCCUGAUGAUGAAGGGACAAAGGAGUCAGAGUUUGUUUCUGAAUGCUCAGAGUCAGAAGAUGAGCAAAUUCUCUGUUAUGUACCUGGAAGAACAUUGAGCUCUGAAACUCAAAUUAUUACAGGCCUUGAGCAACCUCGUGUUCAAGAAGUUGCAUCCGACUUGCCUGUCCUUGAUCCUAUUAGGGAGAACUUACCUGCUCAGGAACCUGUGGAGAGUAACACUGAGGAACCUGUGGAGGGAGUAUCGGAUGAGCCUGAAUCAAGUUGUUCUGAGCCAGAUGUCUCAGUGGAACAAAGACCAGAACCAGAGGAUUGCUCUAAGUUCCUUGAUGAAUACUCUACCCAAAUGGACGAGACAGUGCCAAUCCAUUCUGAGUUCGAGAGUAAAGAAGGAAAUCUGAUCUCAAUUGAAAGGAGUUGUGUUGAAGACACACAAAAGGAAGAAAGGAAAACUGAGCCUAAAGACAAUGUUGCCCCUAGACGUUCGCAGAGAGAGAGACACCCCCCUAAAAAGUUUGAAUAUCCCCAGUUAGGGAAUCCACUUACCUUAGUGAUUCAGUCCUUGUUGCAGGGUUUAAACGAAGCUUUUAGUUCUUCUUUAGAAGAGUCAGUUGUUGCCCCUGUAAUUCACGUGUAGAUGCAACGGGACGUGCAUAUAUUCCAGAGGGGAGGGUGUAACCAAGGUUACUAUUACUCAUAUCGAACCUAUGAAACAAAAAGAAAAGAACGAUUUUCAUAUAAAUAUUUAAUUACUUUAUUUUAAUGUUUAAGAAAUUAAAUAUUGCUCAAUAAAUAACAAUAAAUGUAACAGACUAGAAAAAUAAAUAAGUUGAACCAUUCGGGUUAGCUCCGCCCUGAGUGGGUUGCGUCAUCAUUUCUAGCGCGGGUUAGAGAAGUGAGUCUCGUCACGGAGAAAAAGUGAAAUGGCUGCUGAAGCGGUGAUGCAGAUUCAUUUGCAGUUGUGAAAUUAAAGAUUAAACGAGAAGUUGAGCUGAUUCAUCCGACGAAAACGGCGUUCGAAAAGAUUUUCUUAAUUCAUCUGGGAUUAUUUCUAAUCAUUAGCACUUGAUUCUUGGUUGGGUUUUUUUUUCCUUCUCUAUAUUUUCUGUGUUUCCGGUCCUUGAUAUCUCUCUUUGAAAGUGAACGAGGAGUUCUGAGUUAGAACUGUUUCUGCCAUCAACGAGGAGUGCUCAACAUUGGUGGAAACUGGCGAGCCAACCUGGUUUUUCCUGAACUUGGACAAUUUCAUGUUUCAUCAAAGUGGUAGGACCACACGUAUCAUUUUUUCCUUCCCUGGACGUUAUUGCAACUGUGAACAAGAAGGUUUUUUUUUUCUUCCUCUCACUUGUUUCAUCUCAGAGUUGCCUAUCUGCAAUUCUUUAACUGAACAUUGAAACAGGACGGAUACUGAACUGAGCUAAUGUCCUAUUUAAUUGUUUGAGUCAUUUCUGAUUCUGAUUUGGUGUGUCAUUCAUUGGACGUUUAUCUGAAAUUAUCUCUAUUGCUGUUUUGUUUUUAUUUUUUUAUUUUUCCAUCUCUUAUUGAAAUUUUCUAAAAAAAAAAAGAGUGAAUACAAAGGGUAUUGAGUUGAACAAUUUAACAUUUUGGUAUUGAACAUACACUUUGUUUACCAUUUAUGUGAAAAUAAGAAGCAGGGUUGUUUGAAAGUGGAUAGCUAUCCAGCUAAGGCAUUAGAGCAGCUAAAUUGAGUGAACUAGAAUUAAUUAACUAAAUAUCUAAUUAUAGAAAUAAAUAACGCACAAGGAGUCAUAAUUUGAGUAAAACAUCUUUAAUUCCAAGGGAUUUAUUUCAAGAGGUUUCUUUUGUGAAUUUGUUAUUGAAGCUGUCAUUUUGUUUGUUUUUUUU
Messenger RNA from Carassius carassius (crucian carp), 3714 nucleotides. RefSeq lists its product as uncharacterized. Bases 308 to 2485 code for a protein of 725 amino acids. The record is from RefSeq and is a predicted model, not a curated record. NCBI's taxonomy places the organism in Eukaryota, Metazoa, Chordata, Actinopteri, Cypriniformes, Cyprinidae. Gene Ontology annotation, molecular function: nucleic acid binding. Gene Ontology annotation, biological process: DNA integration. The transcript is spliced from 3 exons.